AUGGCGUUCGGCAAGCUCUUCACCUACCCGGCCAACCCCCGCACCACGGCCAUCCGCGCCGUCGCGAAGGCCAACAACGUUGACCUCGAGUUCAUCGAGGCCGACACCACCAAGCCUUCUGCCGAGCACCUCAAGGCCAACAAGCUCGGCAAGGUCCCCGCCUUCCUCGGCGAGGAUGGCUACCCUCUCUCUGAGUGCAUCGCCAUUGCCAUCUACAUCACCUCCCAGAACGAGAAGACCACCCUUCUCGGCAAGACCAAGCAGGACUACGCCUCCAUCCUGAAGUGGAUGUCCUUCUUCAACUCUGAGGUCCUCCCCCCCAUGGGUGCGUGGUACCGCCCCCUCCUUGGAAAGGACCCCUACAACAAGAAGGCCGUUGAGGACUCCUCCAAGGUUGCCCUCAAGGCCGUCAAGGUCGUCGAGGAGCACCUCCUUAACAACACCUACCUCGUCGGCGAGCGCAUCACCCUUGCCGACCUCUUCGCUGCUGGCAUCAUUGCCCGUGGUUUCGAGUUCUUCUUCGACAAGCAGUGGCGCCAGGAGAACCCCAGCGUCACCCGCUGGUACGACACCAUCAUCAACCAGGACAUCUGGACCGCCGUUGCCGACAAGCAGGAGUACCUCGAGACUCCCAAGCUGACCAACGUCGCCCCCAAGAAGCCUGAGCAGCCCAAGAAGGAGGCCGCCCCCAAGCCCGCUGCUGCUGCCCCCGCUGCUGAGGAGGCCCCUGCUGCCCCCAAGCCCAAGCACCCUCUUGCUGAGCUCCCCCGCGCCACCUUCGACCUUGAGGAGUGGAAGCGCACCUACUCCAACGUCAAGAACCACGAGGAGGCCAUGAACUGGUUCUGGGAGCACGCCAACUUCGAGGAGUUCUCCCUCUGGAAGGUCAAGUACAAGUACAACGACGAGCUUACCAUGACCUUCAUGUCCAACAACCUUAUUGGUGGCUUCAACAACCGUCUUGAGGCUUCCCGCAAGUACAUCUUCGGAUGCGCUGCCGUCUACGGCCAGAACAACGACUCUGUCAUUGAGGGUGCCUUCGUCAUCCGUGGCCAGGACUACAAGCCCGCUUUCGACGUCGCUCCCGACUACGAGAGCUACGAGUUCGUGAAGCUCGACCCCUCCAAGCCCGAGGACAAGCAGUACGUCUCUGACUCGUGGAGCUGGGAGAAGCCCAUCACCCACAACGGCAAGGAGUACCAGGUCGCCGAUGGCAAGGUCUUCAAAUAA
Molecule: messenger RNA, 1230 nt
Organism: Colletotrichum truncatum
Lineage: Eukaryota; Fungi; Ascomycota; Sordariomycetes; Glomerellales; Glomerellaceae
Product: elongation factor 1-gamma
Biological process (GO): translational elongation
Cellular component (GO): nucleus; cytoplasm
Molecular function (GO): translation elongation factor activity
Source: RefSeq, a predicted model, not a curated record